AAUUUGAAGAUACAGCAAAGAAAGGAAGGUGGCAAGAUGUUGUUUUUCAUUUGAUGCCUCUCUCUCUCUCUCUCUGAAUGUAAUGUAAAAACCAAGGCAAAGACAUAGCCCAUUUCCCUCUCUCCUCCUUCCUUCCUGGUUACCUACUACUGAAAACUCCAUCCCAUCCCACCACCAUUUCAUUUUUCUUCUUCUCCCUUUCUCUUAACUCGUUUAACCUCAGGAGAGGGCCUAGAAGCCAAGCUUGGGACAGCAUUCCCAACAACAUUUCUCUGCCUUCUACAUUGGGAGUUUUUUCAUUUGGGCUACCUCAACUGUCGGUUAAUCUAAGGAGAGGAACUCUGGGAACUGCAUACACUGUUUUCAUUUUAUCAUCAACGCCCAUUUAUUCACUCAUCCGGUAACUGAGUUUGCUACAUUCAUCAGAAGGUACUACUUAUUCAGCAACGUUUUUUUGCUUCUUUGUAUAUUAGAGGAAAAGGAAAUGGCGCCUGAUCUAAACACAACACUUUCCAAGAAGACGUUUGUUUUUGGUAUGAAGGUAUGGGUAUUUACUGGAGUCCUGGUGGGGGUGUUUAUUGUAAUAGUCCUUGUGGUGCUAUCAAUAUGUGUUACUUCAAGAAGAAAGUCUAGAAGGGUAAGUGGCAUGCUUCCUCUCAGCCGUAUUUCCAUUGCAUCAAAGGAAAUAAAGGAGAUUGGGGUGGAUCAUGUUUCAGCAAUCCAGCAGGGCCCCCGCCCCCAUGAUGGAAUUGAAACGGAAUCAGAAAAGGUUCUGCUAUAUUCAAACAAGGCCUACGAUUACAGCAUAUCAGGCUCAGAUGAUCACACAGAGAUAUAUGCUAUUGGUUCUGGAGAAGGAAGCAAGGAAGCAAGUGCUUUGCAUAGACCCUCAGAUUCAAUACCACCGGACACUUCGCCACUGGCUGGUCUGCCGGAUUUCUCGCAACUGGGAUGGGGUCACUGGUUCACCUUAAGAGAUCUGGAACUUGCAACAAUGCAUUUUUCAAACGAUAAUAUAAUUGGGGAGGGAGGAUAUGGAGUUGUCUAUCGAGGUCAACUUAUCAAUGGGACACCUGUGGCUGUCAAAAAGCUUCUAAAUGUAGGACAAGCGGAAAGGGAAUUCAGAGUGGAAGUAGAAGCGUUUGGGCAUGUGAGGCAUAAGAACCUAGUUAGGCUGCUGGGAUACUGCAUUGAAGGAACACACAGGAUAUUAGUAUAUGAGUAUGUGGACAAUGGAAAUCUAGAGCAGUGGCUUCACGGAGCUUUAAGCCAGUAUGGAUAUCUCACUUGGGAAGCCCGAAUCAAAAUUCUCCUUGGUACUGCUAAGGCGCUGGCAUAUUUGCACGAGGCAAUUGAACCAAAAAUUGUACAUCGAGAUAUCAAGGCAAGCAACAUAUUGAUCGAUGAUGAGUUUAAUGCAAAGCUAUCAGACUUUGGGCUAGCCAAAUUACUCGGUGCUGGGAAGAGUCACAUUACCACCAGAGUUAUGGGAACGUUUGGAUAUGUGGCACCAGAAUAUGCCAAAUCUGGGCUUCUAAACGAGAAAAGCGAUGUUUAUAGUUUUGGAGUGGUUCUUUUGGAAGCGAUUACUGGAAGAGACCCUGUUGAUUAUGGCCGCCCAACACAUGAGGUAAAUUUGGUAGAUUGGCUAAAGAUGAUGGUAGGAAGCAAACGAUCAGAAGAGGUGGUAGACCCAAAUAUAGAGAGAAAGCCAUCAGUUAGUGAACUAAAGCGAGCUCUUUUGACCGCUUUGAGGUGUGUGGAUCCAGAUUCUGAUAAGAGGCCUAAGAUGAGCCAAGUGGCCCGCAUGCUCAACUCCGAGGAAAAUCCAAUUCCUCGACAGGACCGGAGACCCAGAAAGGGCCAUGCUACUGCGACCAAAAUGGAGUCUGGGAAACAGGAGAGAGGACCCAGAAGACACAAAUAAGAUAACAGACAAUGAGACUUUCAAGUGUGAAAGAAUGAAUAGAUGCAAAAAAUAGAAGCUUGUAAGUUUCAAACUUCCAAAUUCUCUGUUGGGAUUGGUCACUCAAGUAGAGCUAGCAGGGAAGAGAAAUGAUUUGGAGGUGUUCCCAAUCAUUGUGUUAAUGUACAGUUCCACAAUUGCAUUGAUGGC
Cucurbita moschata (crookneck pumpkin) is the source of this 2116-nucleotide messenger RNA. Its product is annotated as probable receptor-like protein kinase At2g42960. Gene Ontology annotation, molecular function: ATP binding; protein kinase activity. Lineage: Eukaryota; Viridiplantae; Streptophyta; Magnoliopsida; Cucurbitales; Cucurbitaceae. The transcript has 7 exons. The record is from RefSeq and is a predicted model, not a curated record. Bases 485 to 1927 code for a protein of 480 amino acids. Gene Ontology annotation, biological process: protein phosphorylation.